AAAUUGCCUUUAUAAAUCUUUUCUUCUGUUUUAAUCUGUUAAACUAUAGUGUUAAUAAAUUUUCUACUCUUCAGUCAUUGUUUUAUUAUUGCAUAAAGUUUAUUUGGCUUAUGUUAAUGGCCAAAUAUAAAAAUUUGAAAGAAUAGAACUUUUUAUAUUUAUUGUACAUAUAUGUACAAUAAAUAUUUAGUGGAGAUUGAAGGUAAAACUUUCUAUAUUUUAAACAAUUUCUGUAGUUUUUUUACACUAGGAAAUAUAGAAUAAUAUUGACAACAACCUAAUUAGAAUUAAGUACAAUUUAUAAAUGUUUGUUUUAACAAGAAUGCUAAAAUACACGAGUAAAAAAUUGAUAGAUUAAAAAAACUUAUUCAAAAAGAUCUGUCAUUCACAGAAGUUUGCUUUUAUUGAAAGUAUGUUUAUGUGUGCAUGUGUGUAUGCAAGCAGAAACCUACGGAGUGUAUAAAAGACACAUCACCAUUUCAUGAAUAACUUUUAUAUUUAUUUUAACCUUUGAAAAUUGUUCUUAAAUAUUUUCCAUGGCCUUAGAUUUUUUUCUACACUAUUGCAUUACUGAGUUAAUAGUAGUAAGGAGAGAAAUACAUUAUGUGCACACGUGUGUAUGUAUAUAAUUAUCUUUUUUAAAAUAUAAAUUUAUUUAUUUAUUUUUGGCUGCAUUGGGUCUUUGUUGCUGUGCGGGGCUCUCCCUAGCUGUGGCGAGCGGGGGCCACUCCUCGCUGCAGUGCGCCGGCCUCUCACUGCGGUGGUCUCUCCUGUUGUGGAGCACGGGCUCUAGGCACGCAGGCUUCAGUAGUUGUGGCACAUGGGCUCAGUAGCUGUGGCUUGUGGGCUCUGGAGCGCAGGCUCAGUAGUUGCGGUGCAUGGGGCUUAGUUGCUCCGCAGCAUGUGGGAUCCUCCCGGACCAGGGCCCAAACCCGUGUCCCCUGCACUGGAAGGCAGACUCCUAACCACUGCGCCACCAGGGAAGUCCUAUAAUGAUCUUUUAUGCAGUUUCAUGUUGUUAGCUUUGAACUUCCUUCAAGUUUUCUCGUUUAGGAAACCCACUAUCAGUGCACUUUUAAUGCUGCAUCUGUUACUUAACUGUGAUUCUUUAGGUUCAGUUCUAAAUUCGGACCACCUAGUUCAGGAGCUGGCUCUGCCAUUUCUUAGCUGUGUGACCUGAGGUGAGUUUCUUAGAGUCUCUGUGACACAGAUGUCUCCUCAACAGGUGGGAACAGAUAUUUCUCCAAUGUUACUACACAAAAUAAUACACAAUUAGAGUAACGCUUAGUACAUGGUAAAUGUUGAAAACCUUUUUGUCUUUGCUAUUAUAACCAUCACCACAAUUUUUAGAUUCUAAACUUUCUUUAAAGCCACUGUGAACUUUGUAAUCCCUAAAGACACCACUUAUGUGCCAGCUCAUCAAAGAAAUUAAAUAUCAUUGGUGUGUAGAAUGUACUACCUAGCACUUCCAUAUAGUCCACCUUGUGAUGAUGAAUUUUUUAUUUGUAGAUUUCUUUUACUGUCCACAAAAUGUGAAAUGCAUAGUGAUUUUGUGAAUUUUAUGCUCUGUGGUUGAAAAGUGUAAUAGCACAGAAUUAGGGAGAUAUGACUUGCUCAAAAUUAUCUUACACUGAUCUGUCAGAAUGCUCUCUACAACCAAAUCAAUCCUUACACCUCUCUCCUAUCAUUUUGUGUGAAGAUAAGAACUCUCCCCAUGGUCCCUUAGUGAAACGUGUUUUUCAUUAUAGGUGCUGUUGACAUUCAGGGAUGUGGCCAUAGAAUUCUCUCAGGAGGAGUGGGAAUGGCUGGACCCUGCCCAGAGGGCCUUGUACAGGGACGUGAUGUUGGAGACCUACAGGAACCUGCUCUCCCUGGAUAUCUCUACUCGAUGUGUGAUCAAGGAAUUGUCACCAAAAGAGAAUAUUAACAAAGGAGAAUUAUUCCGAACACUGAUGUUGGGAAGACACAAAAGAAAUGACAUCAAGGAUUUUGAUUUCAGGGAAGUCCAGCAAAAUAUGCAUGAGUUUGAAAGUCAUUGUGGAUAUGAUGAAACAAAUUACAAAGGAGUUAUUACAACCUAUAACAGAAAUCUCACUAGUAGAAGAGAUCAACAACAGAACAAAUCCUGGAAUGAUUUCCCUCUAAAGCAGAGUGUAUCUGUAAGAAAAAGUACUUAUCAAUGUUAUAAACAUGAGAAGUCAUAUAUAAGGUAUUUGUUAAAACUAAAAAAUAACAUAACCUAUGCAGAAAACACAUAUAUAACAUGUUUUGAGAAUGAAGUUGGAUUAAGGUUUCAGUCUCAUCUGGCUGAACUUCAGAAGUUUCAAACCAAAGAGAAAAUUUAUAAAUGCAACCAAGUUGAGAAGUUGAUCAACAAUAGUUCUUCUGCUCCACCACUUCAAAGAAUUCUUCCUAGUGUCAGCAUCAACGUUUGUAAUAAAUCUGGGAAAAUUUUUGUACAUCCUUCAUUACUUACACAACAUCAGAGAGCACGUAUUACUGCAAAGCCUUACAAAUGUAAUGACUGUGGGAAAGCUUUUAGAGACGGCUCAAACCUCACUAGUCAUCAGAGAAUUCAUUCUGGGCAGAGACCUUACAAAUGUAAUGAAUGUGAUAAAGCCUUUAUCCAAUUUGCAAACCUUGCUAGACAUCGGAGAGUCCAUACCAGAGAGAAACCCUAUAAAUGUAAUAUAUGUGGCAAGAGCUGUAGUCAACAUUCAAACCUUGCAGGUCAUGAGAGAAUUCACACUGGAGAGAAACCUUACAAAUGUAGUGAGUGUGGCAAAGCUUUUUCUGGGCAUUCAAGCCUAACUCAACAUAAGAGAAUCCAUACUGGAGAGAAACCUUAUAAAUGUAACGAAUGUGGGAAGGCUUUUAGAGGAAGCUCGAAUCUCACUAAUCAUCAGAGAAUUCAUUCGGGGCAGAGACCUUACAAAUGUAAUGAGUGUGACAAAUCCUUUAACCGCGUCUCACAUCUCACUAGACACCAGAGAAUCCAUACGGGAGAGAAACCAUAUAAAUGUAGUGUAUGUGGCAAGGUCUGUAGUCAACAUUCAAAUCUUGUAAUUCACCAGAGAAUUCAUACAGGAGAGAAACCUUACAAAUGUGAUGAGUGUGGCAAAGCCUUUAUGGAGCGUUCAAGCCUUACUCAACAUAAGAGAAUCCAUAGUGGAGAAAAGCCUUACAAAUGUAAGGAAUGUGGCAAAGCCUUUAACCAGUCCUCUAACCUUGUCAUACAUCAGAUAAUUCAUACUGGAGAGAAGCCUUACAAAUGUAAUGAGUGUGGCAAAGCCUUUAAUGUGUGUUCAAGCCUUACCCGACAUCAAAGAAUCCAUACAGGGGAGAAGCCUUACAGAUGUAAUGAGUGCGGCAAGGCAUUUAGCCAAUUUGCAAACCUUACUAGACACCAGAAAAUGCACACUGAAAAGAAACUUUGUAAACCUAAUAUAUGUGGUAAUGCUUUUAUCCAAAGAUCAUGCAUUGGAGAUCAUCAGAUAAUUCAUAGUGGAGAGAAACCUCACAAAUGUAAUGUGUGUGGCAAAACCUUUUAUGCAUAUUCAAGCCUUACUCAACAUCAAAGAGUCCAUACUGAAUAGAAACCAUAUAAAAGUCACGGAUUUGGCAAAGCCCCUAAGUAGGGCUCACACUUAACUAGACAACAGAAUAUACAUCUUUGAAAGAAAGCACAUAAAUGUAAUGGGUAUGGCAGGGCUUUUAUCCAAAGAUCAAGCCUUAUGUAAUGUUAGAAUUCCUCCUGGAGAGGAACUUUAUAAAUGUAAUGAAUGUGUUAAGCUUUUAUCAAAUGUUCACACUUUUGGGGUCAUGAGACGAUUCACAUCAGAGAGAAAACAUACAGUCUGACCUCAAGAUUCACCACAGAAUUUAUAUUGUAGAAAAAUCUUAGAAGUAAUGAACAUGAUAAACUGUUUCACCAUUUUCUCACAACAGGCUGCACAUCAGAUUCAUACUAGAGGAAACUAAGUUCUUAUCAGAGGUUAUUCAAGUUAAAUUCUGCUUAGUAAUGAAAAAUCAAAAUCAUAAAGCCUGUAAUGGUUGUCAAAGUUACAAGGAUACCUGUGGAAAAGCUCUGUGAUCUUAAUUUAGUAAGUGUUUAUUUGAGAUUUCUUGAAAAGGCUACUUUAGUUUUUGAUGGCUUUCAACCUGAGUUUUGAAAUCUUUAUUUUAUGCCUUUGUUACUGUUUUGUAUGUCACCAUGAAGGUCUCUGGGAAGGAUUUAAUCAGAUGAAAGAACAUCCUUCCUUGGGUGAGGUUCAUGUUCAGAGUUUCCUGAAAGGGCAAGAACACUGAAUUUAUGAGACAAUACAGUAUAAAUUUGAAUGAGGGCUUGAGUGGCAUGUAAUAGAUGUAAAACUAUGAUCUAAGUCGUCAUGAUUAAUGUAUCAUGGGCUCUCUUCUUCAGUUUUGUUGGUAUGGGGUUUUUAUGGUGAUAUGGGUGGGGCUGAAGAGAGGGUAUCUGAAUGUGGUUUAAACUUUCCACCAGUGCCAAAGAAAGGAGACCCAGGCUUUCUAAUCAUCUUGCUUAAGUUAGGUAGAAUGGGAAGAGGGGUGGGAGACUUAAAAGCUGUUAGUAGUCAAAUAAUAAAAAAUGAAUUCAAGACUAAUUCAACACUGAAUGUUUACUCUUGAAGUUUCUUACUCCUUGGUUGGGAAAGACCACAAUUUUCCUCGUGUUAAUAACUGUGUACACAUUCUUUUCUGUUGCACAUGUAGGAUCCUUUAUACAAUAUAACUGUUGAAAGUGUUUGUGAAAUACUGUUUAGGUAAACUGCCUGUGGUAUUUUUAUGGUAGUUUCAUGAAAGUAAUGUGUAGAAAUGUUUAUCAGACAAUAAAUAUGAUUUAAUAAUUUUAUUAGAGUUUUCAAAAGCUAUAAAAAUCUCAAUUUGAGAUUAUGGUAAUAAGGCUUAUGGUUCAUAGUUCUUUUUCAACUGUGUUAAAAUUUACUUUUAUGUUCUUAUAAGAUUUUUCCUUACCACUUUUUUCCUCACACCUUUUAAAUUAAUUUAUAUAUCUAGUUUACACUUCACCUCUAUAGUCAGUAAAACAUUUGGAGGAUACAUAGGCAAAGUGUUUUUUGUUUUAAAUUAAUUAAUUACUUUAUUACUUUUAUUUUUGGCUGUGUUAGGUCUUCGUUGCUGCGCGUAGGCUUUCUCUAGUUGCAGCAAGCGGGGGGCUACUCUUUGUUGCUGUGCGCAGGCUUCUUGUUGUGGUGGCUUCUCUUGUGGAGCACAGGUUCUAGGCCCACAGGCUUAAGUAGUUGUGACACGCGGGCUCUAGAAUGCAGGCUCAGUGGUUGCCGUGCAUGGGCUUAGUUGCUCUGCAGCAUGUGGGAUCUUCCCGGACCAGGAAUCUAACCCAUGUCCCCUGCAUUGGCAGGCGGAUUCUUAACCACUGCGCCACCAGGGAAGUCCAACAAAGUAGUUAUUUUGAAACUUUCACAACAUAAGAUAGUGCUCAUAUAACAGUGUUAGGUACAAAGUAGGUGAUCUAUGAACGUGAAGAAAGAGGGUCUUUUAUGUCUUUAGUGCAGUGCAAGAACUGGAAUGAUACAGGAUGAUGAAUUGAAAUCUUGUAAUUUGGAGGCAGGAGACCUAUUGCUAUCCUAGAAGUCAUACUGGAAUUUUGGUUAAAAAUAUGCUUAUUUUACCUUAAAAUUAUCUCAAAUUAUUUCCCUUCUUGCCAUUAUUAUUGCUACCGUCGUCACUUGAUUCCAUUGUUGCAGUGAAUACUAAACCCCAUAUCUCCAAGGUGUUGCAGACCAGAACGUUUUUCUGAAUUCAAUGUAAAUAUUAGAUUUUUUGUUCAUUUUAUUUAUAUGUAAUUCACAUGACAUGAAAUUGACCCCUUGACAAUUAAGUGGGUUUUGUGUAUUCACAAUUUUGUAAAACCAUCAGCACUAAUUCCAGGACAUUUUCAUCACCCCCUCCAAAGAAACCCCAUACCCUUUAGCAUUCCUCACUCCCACUCCUUGGAAACUACUAAUGUAAUUUCUGUCCCUAUGUAUGUCCUU
This is a messenger RNA of Physeter macrocephalus (sperm whale), 6029 nucleotides long. RefSeq names its product zinc finger protein 677-like. The record is from RefSeq and is a predicted model, not a curated record. Gene Ontology annotation, molecular function: RNA polymerase II cis-regulatory region sequence-specific DNA binding; DNA-binding transcription repressor activity, RNA polymerase II-specific. Gene Ontology annotation, biological process: regulation of transcription by RNA polymerase II. The coding region runs from base 1842 to 3596 and encodes 584 amino acids. Gene Ontology annotation, cellular component: nucleoplasm. The transcript is spliced from 2 exons. Lineage: Eukaryota; Metazoa; Chordata; Mammalia; Artiodactyla; Physeteridae.